Molecule: messenger RNA, 1831 nt
Organism: Sinocyclocheilus rhinocerous
Lineage: Eukaryota; Metazoa; Chordata; Actinopteri; Cypriniformes; Cyprinidae
Product: stereocilin-like
Exons: 3
Coding region: 626-1831 (401 amino acids)
Source: RefSeq, a predicted model, not a curated record
AUAUUAUAUAUUUUCAUAUACAGUAGUAUGCAAAUAAUAAAAAAAAAAAACACUAUAAGUAAUUGUCAUUAUCACCAUGAAGAUUGGGUUAUAUACAUUUUGGAUUGUUUAUUAUGCAGCGUUAUGUACAAGUGCAUUAUCUAUUGUGUAUCAACUGUGCCCUUUUUUAUCCUCAGUCGAAAGUAAUGACCUACCUUUGUAACUCCUUUAAUCUUAAUUACUAUGAAAUUGCCUUGUGAUACAAGAGUAUACCCUCUUAAAGUUCCUUGGCCUUUCUCUUUUCUCAUAUUACAUCCCUGAGCCUCUGGCCUCUCACUCCAGCACACAGUCAGCUGGCACAUGACGGGACGAUGCCGCUGAAACAUGAAGCUGUGGCUUUUGAGGAUCCAAUUGAAUCUGAAAGACUGGGAGGGGGAGCGGAUCAAAAAGUGACAAAUUCUGAGAGAGGAGGAUGUAGAGAGUAGGACGGAGAAAUAAUUUGCUCACACUUACGCACAAUCCUAUUUUCACAGAUACUGACAGGAUUAAAUGGAUACAACUGCUUCUCCUAAAGGAACACAAAUGCACUCUAACAAAGACAACAAUAUGACUUUGUCCAUUCUAUCUUGAGGCAAAGGAACUUAGGAUGGGCAAGUUGGGAAUUGUAGUGAUUUUGCUCAUACUGGAACAAGUAUCUGCCAUUGCUGGAGCCAGCAAAAAAGAGGACCAGAAGGAGGCGAUUUUGAAAGAGCUUGUUGAGAUCUGGAGGAACGGUGGAAGAUGGAACCCACACAGAGCACAACCACCAGCAGAAAGACAGAAAGAUCAACAAAUUCAUUCCAUAGUGAGGAGCAUUAUGGGAGGCCUCAAGUCUCUAGGUGUCCUGCCAAGGAAAAGCAAGAGUCUCCCAUCUUUAAACAAAGCCUUCGAUAGAAACAGGCUCUCAGGAUUCCUGUAUAACAUCUCCAUGUACCUGCAAGAGAUGAACGCAGAGUUAGAUGAUCGGCAGCAACCGUUUGGUGAUGACCAGUUUUGGGAGAACCUGCUCUACUCUCUUCUUCAGAUGGGAAGGGAAACGUCGCUCGGAUUAUGGGACGGGAAGAGUCCUCCGCGACCCACUUUCAGGCUUCAGGAUUUGUUUCUGUCACUCAGGGGCAGCCCACAUUGGGAUGGACUUCUGGGUUUGGUGCAAAGCAUUUUGACCCUCACUGAACGCCAGCCCCAAAAACCCAUCUUGACUUUCAUUUCUCAGAACUGGAAGACUAUCAGCGCUUUGCUCGAAACUGUUCUUCAAGCUCUGGUCAGUGGGACGUACGGCCAGGCCGUCGCCGGUCUCCAGGGUUUCAUCUGUGUCCUGAAUGGACGAAAUGAUUGUGCCUUCAACCUGAGCUGGCUUGAGCAGCUCAUUAGCUUUAUGGAAACCAGGAACUGGAAACCCAUGGUCAGUCUACACCCCGUGAGUGUAGAAAGCAAUCAAAGGGAUGCCACACUCUCUACAGGACGUUUCAAACCCUUCCUCGUGCCACCUGAGGUGCUUCCUGAGGAGCAGCUAUUGUUGAACCAGUCUGGCACUGAUUCAGAGAGCCUUGCUUCUAUGCAGUCUCUGCUUCUUCAGGCUUUGUCGAGGUCAAGCGCAGGAGAAAGGGCAGUACAGUUCGCGGAGCGUAAUCCUGCCCUCCUGCAGGGCUUGGAUAACCUCAGACAUGGAUUUCUGCACAAUGUCGGCCGCAGUGUGUAUGGUAAUCUGAGAAGAAAAGUGUCACAUAUGACCAAGGCACUGCUGGAUGAUGUAAGCAGUAUGGUGGGCGAACCACAGUACAGUCACCAUGGAAGAUGUUCUGUAGGCAAGUAG